This is a messenger RNA of Solea senegalensis (Senegalese sole), 1297 nucleotides long. It is a transcript of the gene fbxw4, whose product is annotated as F-box and WD repeat domain containing 4. Gene Ontology annotation, cellular component: SCF ubiquitin ligase complex. The coding region runs from base 35 to 1204 and encodes 389 amino acids. Gene Ontology annotation, molecular function: protein binding. The record is from RefSeq and is a predicted model, not a curated record. NCBI's taxonomy places the organism in Eukaryota, Metazoa, Chordata, Actinopteri, Pleuronectiformes, Soleidae. Gene Ontology annotation, biological process: SCF-dependent proteasomal ubiquitin-dependent protein catabolic process. The transcript has 9 exons.
CAGUAACCGUGGCAGUGGCAGCAGUGACAGCAGCAUGCUCCUGCAGCAGCUGCCGGAGGAUGUCCUCUAUCAGAUCAUGUCUUACUUGGACUGCAGGUCUCUCAGUCGCAUGUGUCAAGUGUGCAGGAGCAUCUGCGUGUUUGUGAACCGGGACGCUGUGUGGAGGAGGGUCGCUAAACAGUUUCUAAACACUGGCAUCAGUCGGGACGGGAAGGACAUAUAUCCUCACAUCCCACUGAAGGAGAGAGUGAAGAUAGCUCAAAACUGGUGUGAUGGAGUCUGCAGAAGGGCAACUCUUCUCAAAUGGAAAACAAAACUGUUGCCAUGGUUGCAGCUGGAGAGGGAUUUACUCUUUCUAUCCCAGGCUGCUGAUAUCGGAGUUCAUCGUUUGCAAAAAGACUCUGGGAGGCUGCAGCGCAAUCCUUCACAAAUCUACUCGGGCCACGAUGGUGAUGUGUGUCGCUUCGUUCUGACGGACUCUCACCUUAUCAGUGGAGGAAGUGACGGCAGGAUCCUGGUCCACAGCAGGACAAGCAACGUGUCGACGCAGCUAUCGGGUCAUAACCAGGAAGUAAACUGCUUGGACUCUAAAGAUGGACUAAUUGUCAGUGGUUCCAGAGACCAGACGACAAAGAUCUGGACUUUGACCUCCAAAUACCCAAGAGACACAAUCCCCAUGUAUGACAGAGUGUGGUCUGUUGCGAUUAGUCCCACAGUGAGCUCCUUUGUGACAGGAACUGCGUGCUGCCAGAACUUCUCCCCUCUUCGCAUCUGGGAUGCUGAACGAUUGGAGUGCGUGUGCAGUUUGGGCUCAGAGUUUCGUCGAGGUGCCGGAGUGUUGGACAUGGUGUUUGAGUCUCCGUCUCAGCUGUUUACCUGUGGUUAUGACACCUUCAUUAGACUGUGGGACCUGCGACUGAGCCCACGUAAGUGUGUGAUGGAGUGGGAGGAGCCUCAUGACAGCGCUCUGUACUGCAUCCAGACAGACAGGAACCACAUGAUCGCCAGUGGCUCGUCAUACUACGGUGUUGUACGACUCUGGGACAAGCGGCAAACUGAAUGUCUGCAGUUUUUCCAGCUCAGCACAGAGUCAGUCAGCAGUCCCGUGUACUGUUUACGAUUCAGCAGCACUCACCUGUAUGCAGCUCUGGCUACUGCUCUGCACUCACUGGACUUCAGGCAGAAUCCCAUCUGCAUCAGAUGAUACACACAAACUACCUCUGUCCCAUCAUAUCACUUUAUUAAAGACAUUUUGACAAUAAAGUUUUCACACUUUGAAAGAAACCGAUGAAUCUUU